CAUGUUUUUAUGUUUGGCUGUAAAAACUGUUAACCCCUCCCCUUUGAGUCUGUUUGGGUGCCAGCUUCCACUGAACACGGCAGAACUCACUUCCUGUUUUGAGGGUGAUCAGUCAAACUGAGCCGCCCUCAAUACAUAUGCAUAACAGCAGUGAUAAACCCAAGCCUGUGUUGUGCUUUCUUAACUGCUGGGGUGCUCCUGAUCAUGUCACCAUGAGUUUGCUGUGCAGGUGGAUGGUGUCUGUUGCUUUGUGCCUGCAUUGUACCAGUGGACUAGUCAAUAAUGUGUCAAAGGAAGAUAUUUUGCUUCUGAAGGAUCUGCAGAAUCCAAAGUGUUUCACUCGGACACUUAAAGACUUCACCUGCUUCUUUGAGACAUUUGACAACAAAACCUAUGAUUUGAUCUACGACUAUGAUAGCAAUCCCUCAAAAUGUGCAAUGUCAGUCCAGAGCACAGCAAAAGGAUCGUUCCUGCACAUAUGUUCAUUUUCAGACGUCCAAAUUUUUGUGAAAAUGGACAUCAAAGUGGUGGAACUUGCCAGUAACACUGUUUCCUACCAUCGGACUCUCUCUGUGGAGGACAACUAUCUUCCAGAUCCACCAUUUAAUCUGACUUUGCAACCAAACGGGCCAGGUCAACUGGAGGUCUCAUGGCUGGCCAAAACAAAAUGUAAAAUAUUCAAUCAUAUGACCUAUAAAAUCCGAUACUCCACUGGAACCAAUAAAGAAAGAACAGUAGAGACUGAUAAGCAGAGCCUGGAGCUCUCCCUGACUCAAGGCGAGGAGGUUGAGGUUCAGGUUUCUGCCAAAUGUGGCUUCAAUAAAGAUGCAGGACACUGGAGCAGCUGGACACAACCUGUGCACGCCACAGUUCCCCAAAGAGCAGAUGACAUCUCCCUAACAUGCAGCACAUUUGAUCUGAAAAAUGUCACCUGUCAUUGGAAUGGCUUCAUGGCUUCUGAAGAACGGGAAAACAAGCUGUUCUACAAGAUGGAGAUUAAAGAAUCUCCAGACUGGACCCCCUGGUCUGAGUGCGGUAGGAGUGGGAACAUCACUUACAUCUGUCAUCUUCAUGGAAAUGAGUCUAAAGAAGUUAUGAUCAUGCUUAUCAGCACUUCAGCUGCAUCCAGAAAAACAUUUUUCACUAAAGCAUUCAAGCUCAAAAACUCUAUCAAAACAUUUCCACCGAGCCGUUUGAGAGGAACGCCGAAGAAACAAGAGCUGUGUUUGGACUGGGAAGCCCCUCCUCUUUUAUUGGAGACCCAUCUGCAGUAUGAAGUUGAUAUUAACAUCAAAGGAGGUGAAAGAUGGAAGAUGAUAAAAGAAAGUGAGACUCACACAUGCAUGAAAGUUCCAGCCGGGAGUCAUUUCACGGUAAAGAUCAGAGCUAAACCUGCUGGGCCCAUAUACUCUGGAAACUGGAGCGACUGGUCAGAAGAAUUCACCGGCGAGAUGACACCAGACAUGGACGCUUUCCUUGUUGGAUUUCUCCUUAUUACUCCAUUGAUCAUAGGAGUCGUCUUCAUCCCAAUCCUCUUCAUUUAUCGCAGUAAACUCAAGCACUAUUUUUGGCCCCCCGUACCCAACCUGGAAAAAGUUCUCCAAGGCUUUCUGACAGAAGUCAGCGGGCAGAAACUGCACCCUCCUCCCACAGCAAAGCAGUGCUUUGAAGAAACCACUUCCUCAGUGGUAGAGAUCCUCUCUGAAAGUGAUAUCCCACAACCCGGGAAGCUGUUGGACGAAUCUUCCAAACUGCUGUUGUCUACUGAAAGCUUUCCCACUGAAGUGCAGGUCAUUGGGAGUCCCGGGACAGAAGUGUUCCUUGAUUACGUGACCCUUAAAAAAGAGCUGCCCCCUCUUUGCCUUGGCGUAAACUUUUACCUUUACGAUCCGGAGAAAGGAAGUCCAGACACGCCCCAAAGCUGUGUCUGCUUCUUCCCCGAUGGCUCAUCGUACGUCAGCCUGUGUGCAGAAAACGACUUUCUGAAUGAUUCCUACUUGCCGAUGGUUGAGCCUCAGGACAGCACGGAGGACGGACAGUUUCCAGGCAACAGUUACACAAAUGUGUUCUACACUUAAACGUAGUUUGAUCAAUGUACCCAGCAUGCAUUUCACACUGCGUGCUUAAAGCAACACGCCGUAACUCACUGUAAAACCGGCAAAAAGUCUUUUUGACUUCAAGUACAAAAUUCAAAACUUCAUUUUAAGAGUUUGUAUUUAAACAGCACUUUGAGAGCAUCACUUAAACACAAUAUAAUUCAUUUAAACCGUUUUUGUAACAAAUUUAGUAGAAAAUGGUAUUAUGAAAUAUAUUUAUGUAGCAUUCAAUAGAUGUGUAAUGUCAUAUAUUCUUACAAUACUUAAAAAAUAUAUGUUCUUAUUAUUGUAAUAUAUGAAAAUACUGAAAUGUGUUUUUUUUGUAAAGGGUAAAGAAAGGAAGAUUAGAAGGUUAUCUAUCCAAACAUAUUUUAUAUAUAUAUGCAAUGUUUUUCUAAUGUUUUGCAUAGCUUGUAACACAUUAUCAAUGCAUACAGAGCUCAAUAAAAAAAAUUUCUCCUGCUCCAAAUCUUGAAAUCUGUUUUACCCCUUUAGCGCCACCAGGGGGCAGUAGAGAUUAACAAAGAAGGAGGCCUUGAGAUGUUUGUGAGCCUGGAAUAUAGUUUAGUCAUGAAUAGGUAACACUAAUAACACACAUAACUGUUAAAUUGUUUACUGACAAAGAAAACAGAUAAAAAGCUUGAUUUAGGAUGAUCAAAUAAUUUCUACAACUUGUAGAAUCUAAACAAAUAAAAAAAAUAGUGAUGAUGUGUCUUUUACAUCAUAGCUAUUGGUGAGAUUCCAGGGUUUAUGUUGCUUCAGAUUUUAAAGAAAUCAAAACUGCUCUGCCACUCCUGUUUGCUGUCAGUACAAUGGCGGUUUUGUAAAUCAUUGCAAAAAAAAAAGUGUUGUUGUGUGAAAAUAUUCAAAUCAGGGGAUUUACAGAUGACUCUUGAGCUACAAAGUACACUGCAAUAUUUUUUUGACUCAAUGCAAGUCCAUGAAAUAAAAAUUGCAUUGCAUGAGCAGAAAGCCACAUAUCUCUGGGUUCAUCUCAGAUGAACAGACAAGAGACACCUGCUGUGUGUUUUCAGCCUGCUCAGCCAGAGAAAUGAACAACAACAUCUACAAAGUGAGAAUAUGUGCCCUUAAAUAAUCAAAUACUUGGACUUUUAUGGAAGUUUUACUAAAGCUGGCCAGAUGUCAGAAAGAUGUCAAAUAAUAAUCCCAAUGAAUGAUUUUGAAUAUUAAAGGAAAACUUUGAAGAAAUGCAGAAAUACAAACUACUGUUUGCUCCGGUCACUUUAACAGCAGGUCAUCACAUCUACUGCCGCAUGACAUCAUGGCCAUAAAUUAACCCACAGUCGCCCAUGAGGCAAAAAAAGGAAAAGCAUUCACUGGGAGAAACAAGCAAAAAAGAAAAAAAGA
Oryzias melastigma (Indian medaka) is the source of this 3464-nucleotide messenger RNA. RefSeq names its product MPL proto-oncogene, thrombopoietin receptor (gene mpl). The record is from RefSeq and is a predicted model, not a curated record. Lineage: Eukaryota; Metazoa; Chordata; Actinopteri; Beloniformes; Adrianichthyidae. Gene Ontology annotation, molecular function: protein binding; cytokine receptor activity. Gene Ontology annotation, biological process: positive regulation of cell population proliferation; hemopoiesis; cytokine-mediated signaling pathway. Gene Ontology annotation, cellular component: external side of plasma membrane. The coding region runs from base 138 to 2078 and encodes 646 amino acids. The transcript has 12 exons.